Molecule: messenger RNA, 1695 nt
Organism: Salvelinus sp. IW2-2015
Lineage: Eukaryota; Metazoa; Chordata; Actinopteri; Salmoniformes; Salmonidae
Product: small glutamine-rich tetratricopeptide repeat-containing protein beta
Biological process (GO): post-translational protein targeting to endoplasmic reticulum membrane
Cellular component (GO): membrane; TRC complex
Molecular function (GO): protein binding; molecular adaptor activity
Source: RefSeq, a predicted model, not a curated record
CGCCGGAGAUGCGAUCAAUCUGACAGAAGUUCUCAUGACACCAUAGCGGGGUCUGCUGGAAAAUAUCUCAGUUGUUUGAAGUGAAAAUGGCAGUGGAGAAGCGCUUGGCAUUCUCUAUUGUGCAGUUCCUGCGAGAUCAAACACACUGUGUUGCUUUGAAUUCCGAUGAGCAGGAAAGCCUCGAAGUUGCCAUACAAUGUUUGGAGACCACCUUCAAGAUCAACUCCAGUGACUGUCAUCUCGCAGCACCACAACCUCUCACUGAAAUAUUCCUCAACUCUCUCCUCAAGAAUGACCAGAAUAACCUGGUGCUACCAGAGACAUCCCCGUCACCAGAAGACACAGAAAGGGCAGAACAGUUGAAGAAUGAAGGGAACAAUCAUAUGAAAGAGGAGAACUACAGCUGUGCGGUGGAGUGUUACACAAAAGCCAUCGAUUUAGACCUCCGAAACGCUGUCUACUACUGUAACAGGGCUGCAGCACACAGUAAACUGGGGAACUACACAGAGGCAACGGGAGACUGUGAAAGGGCCAUAGGGAUCGACCCUAGCUACAGUAAAGCCUAUGGGAGAAUGGGAUUGGCAUUGACUGCUAUGAAUAAGUACCCAGAGGCCAUCUCCUACUUCAAGAAAGCUCUGGUUUUAGAUCCAGAGAAUGACACCUACAAAUCCAACCUGAAGAUCGCUGAGCAGAAACAAAAAGAGGCAUCCAGUCCUAUGGCUAUGGGACUGGGAUUUGACAUGGCCAGCCUUAUCAACAACCCUGCCUUCAUCAGCAUGGCCGCCAGUGUGAUGCAGAACCAACAAGUGCAACAGCUUAUGUCAGGGAUGAUGUCCAAUGCGGUCGGGGGUCCAGCAGCAGGAGUGGGAGGACUGUCUGACAUCUCCAGCCUGAUUGAAGCUGGUCAGCAGUUUGCCCAGCAGAUCCAGCAGCAGAACCCAGAACUGAUCGAACAGCUGAGGAACCACAUCCGCAGCCGCUCCUUCAGUGGCAGCGCUGAGGAGCACUCGUGAUCCACACAGCUUACAUUUCAAUAGAGGAAGGGCAACCAUAUGUCGUGAUUACAAUCUCUACACCCAUUCCUUAAACUCACAUCACCGGCAGAGCUGGAAUGAAGAGACAGACGGAGAUGGGGAUGAUGGCACUUUACUGGGACUGUAUCUUCAGAGAGGACGGGAGAGAUGUGAAACAGUCUACACCUUCUACAUACCUAAUAAGAAGAGAAAGUAUCCAACACAUUCUAUGUAGAUACUCAAACAGGAAAUAGAGUAUCAACCACAUUCUAGACACCCAAUUAGUUUCAAAAACAUUCCCACCAAUCUGGAGAAAGAAUAUUCUACACAGUUCGAGACCCAAUCAGGAGACAGUCUCAACUAAUUAUUCUAAAUAUCCAACCCAGUGCACAGCAAAUAUUUAAUCUUUCCUCAAUAAUGUUCCAUUCCAAAUGGAUUUCUGUGUUUUUCUAUAGUGUGUUGUAGUAGCAACGUGGAAACCAUUUCCGUGUUCCUAUACUUUGGUAUAUUUUGUUGAUCCUUUGGUCCGCACUGAUUUCACUGAUCCAAAAGAAUUGUACGUAGGAGAAUGCAGGGGUGUAUACAGUGAGGUGAAACAUUUAGAUAGAAAUUAAAUUAAUAGAGCUGAUAGGAUUCCCUAUUCUACAGUACCAGUCAAAAGUUUGGAAACACCUACUCAUUC